CUCUCUGGAGAUAUUUUCUCAAGGACUUUAUCCCGUCUUCUUUCUGCUUCCCCCUCUCUCUCUCCAUUUCUCCCCUCCGCUCGCGGCCGCAACAUGCGCGUGCUAGCAACGGCGGCGGCAAUUCCUUGUUGCGCGCAAUUCCAUGGCUAUUCCCAGGAGCCAAUCCACAGUCUCGGUUUGUGGUGGCGGAGGAGGUGUUCUCCCGGCGCUCGCGUGCCCUCGAGCAGCCGUCCUACUCGGUUUCACGUCUCUCUUAGCCAGAGACCGCAGGACCAUUGUGUUGCAGAAUGUGGGUGGACGGGACACGGAUGAGAUGUUCGACGAUUUGUUAAAGAAGUAUGGCAAGGUGGUGUAUAGAGGUGGUGAUCGGAAGCGCCCCAGUGCAGAGGCAGAUGAUGAUGCCGAGAGCUUAUCCUUUGCUGUUACAUUAGCUAAAGUUGCUAAUGAGGUAAAGGCUGCUGAUAUUCGUGUUCUCUUCGUGAAGCCUCUGGUUUAUUGGACCCGGUUUUUUAUCAUUGUCACAGCUUUCUCCCGCCCUCAAAUUGAUGCUAUUGGGUCAAAAAUAAGAGACAUAGCUGAGCAGCAGUUUAACAAAGUUGCGUCUGGAGAUACCAAACCCAAUUCAUGGACCUUACUGGACUUCGGUGAUGUAGUUGUCCAUAUAUUUCUUCCACAACAACGAGCCUUUUACAACUUGGAAGAGUUUUAUGGCAAUGCCACGCCCAUUGAACUGCCUUUUGAUAAUCAAUCCCCAUUUCGUAGCUGAGACAAUCUGAAUACUUCCAACGGCAUGAAGCUUCUGAUGAAAGGCAGUUAUCCUUGUGCCAGACAAGUCCUUCCUUUUGUUGGCCACUUGGGUACCUUCUAAAUCAUCUAAUAGGCAGUGGUAGCCUCCUAAUGCUUGAAGUUCCCAGGCAAAUAAGGCUUGCUUUUGCUGCUAUUUUCUGUCGAGUGGUUUUUUAAGAACAACUUAUGUUAACUUUGAAGAGAGAAAGCAGGAUAGUGCCUUUGGUUGCAUAAAUUGAUGAUGAAGCAUCUUUGAUUACAUAGCCACUGUACCUGCGUUGGAUGCUUUUGGUGAAAGGAAGGAAACAAAAUUGUAUUUUAAUUAUUUAGCUUAUUAUUGUCUCAUCUGUAUCUUAGAUUGUAUUCAUAUUAAAAUAUGAUGCUUUCGAUCCAAUUGGGGAGAAAAAAGAAA
Elaeis guineensis (African oil palm) is the source of this 1198-nucleotide messenger RNA. The record is from RefSeq and is a predicted model, not a curated record. NCBI's taxonomy places the organism in Eukaryota, Viridiplantae, Streptophyta, Magnoliopsida, Arecales, Arecaceae.